AUGAAUAUAUUAGACGUAAACGAAAAAGUGUUAGUGGACAACAGUAUAAUAAAUUAUGAAUAUCAUACACACCAACCGUACACUACGAGAUUUGGAAAUAAUGAUGAAAUUAGAAUUCCAAUACAGGAAGACAUGUGCACUCUUCCCUCAGAAAGUCACCUCUACAUUGAGGGAAGAUUACUGCGGCAAGAUGGGACUGCAUCACUUAACGCAAAAUUUGUAAAUAAUGGCGUUGCAUUCCUUUUUAGUGAAAUUCGCUAUGAAAUAAACGGGAUAGUCGUCGACUCCAUAACUAAAGCAGGGUUAUCAUCAACUAUGAAGGCUUUAGUAUCCUUAACUCCUAGUGAUAAUACGCGUUAUCAAAAUUGCGGAUGGUUCCCGACCAGUACUAGUACAAUUACAAACCCAACAGGUCAUUUCAACAUUUGCAUACCGCUAAAGCUUCUAUUGGGAUUUGCCGAGGACUAUAGAAAAGUGAUAUUAAAUAUACGACAGGAACUUGUUCUCAUACGAAGCAAUGCAGAUGACGAUGCUGUAAUAUCCACAGUUGCGGAUGAAGCUCUUAAAGUAGACAUUGAGAAGAUCCAUUGGAAAGUACCUCACAUCAUUCCAGCACUUGCGGAAGAAUUGGCUUUAACAAAAUACAUUGAUAAAAAUUCGGAGACCCAAAUCGCGUUUAGAAGUUGGGAAACACACCUAUACCCAGCUCUUCCACAAACGGAUAAACAUACAUGGGCUAUAAAGACGACAACCAGUUUGGAAACACCUCGAUAUAUCAUCAUCGGUUUUCAAACAAAUCGAGAUGGGCAAGUUAGUAAAGAUAUGAGCCAAUUUGAUCACUGUGACAUUAAAAAUGUACGUGUGUUUCUCAAUACGGAACGUUAUCCUUAUGAUAAUUUAAACAUUAAUUAUGGAAAUAAUCGGUACGCCACAUUAUACGACAUGUACGCAAAGUUUCAAUCGUCUUACUAUGGCACAGAAAAUCGACCUGUACUAAACCGAAAAGAAUUUAAAGAAAUCGCUCCUUUAAUCGUUGUCGAUUGCUCAAAUCAAAAAGAAGGUUUGAAUUCCAAAUCGGUGGUACUGCGAAUCGAAUUUGAAACUAAUGCCAAUAUCCCAAAAGAUACUAUAGCCUACUGUUUGAUUUUGCACGAUCGAGUAUUUACCUACAACGCAUUAACAAAGGCAGUGCGACAAGUUUAA
Molecule: messenger RNA, 1203 nt
Organism: Photinus pyralis (common eastern firefly)
Lineage: Eukaryota; Metazoa; Arthropoda; Insecta; Coleoptera; Lampyridae
Exons: 1
Coding region: 1-1203 (400 amino acids)
Source: RefSeq, a predicted model, not a curated record